Molecule: messenger RNA, 1759 nt
Organism: Heterobilharzia americana
Lineage: Eukaryota; Metazoa; Platyhelminthes; Trematoda; Strigeidida; Schistosomatidae
Source: the annotation of a GenBank genome assembly
CGGUUAUUUGAAUUUGAUGUCUAUGGCGCGCAUGUUGUGUUCUGAGGCGUCCAACCCCUUUUUUAAUGUGUCUAGUCUGUUUACUGAUGUAUAGCAGACGUUUUUAUGGGACUGGUUGUCACCAAUGACCGCUUCAUAUUCAGGAGUAAAGUUGUCAUCUAUUAAUGGACAUCUAAUAUGUGGAUUGUGUGGUGGAUACCUAAUUGAUGCGACUGUCCUAACUGAAUGCAUCCAUGUUUUCUGUAGAAGCUGCAUUCUGAAGUAUUUGUUAGAAAACAAGAUUUGCCCUUUGUGUCAAAGUCUGGUGCAAGAGACUAGACCUGGUCAAGCUCUUCGUCCAGAUGUUGCACUUCAGCGUAUUGUAUAUAAAUUAGUCCCAGGUUUACUGAAGACUGAAAUGAAAAGGAUUUCAGAGUUUAAAGAUUCAUAUACAAAAGAUUCAUGUGCUGACAAGUUUAUCUUUGGCAAAGAGAUCCUGCGGAGGAAUUCAAAUCCAAGCGGUGUAUGUAGUUAUGCUGCUUCCGAUCUCUGUCCUUCCCCUCUACCUACGGCUCUCGCUACUCGGUCGCUUUCCAAAAGUCCAUGUGGACUUGUUUCCGCUACACAGACAACUCAGAUGGUUGUUUCUAAUCGUCUGCCAAGUUCAGCUGCUUUCCUGUUGGCGGAUGAUGAAUUUGUGAGCUUGUCCCUAACACAUUUAACAAGUUUGCCUACGUAUUCAAAAGUAUCUGAAUCUGUAAUAUCUAAACGCCAUGAUUAUCUGAUUGGAGCCAAAGCUAAUUUAAAAGUUGAAUCUAGUCAUUCCCAACAGCCACCAUCGCUCCGGCUUACGAAUUCGAUUUAUCUCCUAUGCCCAGCCGUGGUAACUGUCGCUAACCUCCAUCAUUUGUUACUAUCAAAAUACCAGCUUGAUCCUACUAGGCAAAUUGUAGAUUUGUAUCUUGAUGGUGAGUGUCUAGAACCAUCUCACAGUCUCCGUGAAGUUGCUUUUCUCUAUUCAUUUCCUACUCGACAUCAGUGUAUGUGUCUUCAGUUCGUUUUUACAGAAGCAUGUUCAGCUUGGUGGGGUACACCAAUGCCUCACCUUGAAAGACUGCAGCCGAAACGGUCGGCUUCUUUCAAAGACCAUUACAACGACUCCAAUUCCGUUAAUGUGUGCUUGUCAAGCCUUAAUCACGCUACUAAACUGUACCAAACUUCAAAUAAAAAUAAAAAGAGAGCCUCAUUUUAACUAUGCAUUUAUAAAAAUUGGGGUGCAUUAUAUAUAUUUCUAGGCCUUUUGUAAAAAAAUUUAUUUUGUGUAUAUAAAGUUCGCAUAGCCAACAUCCACUAAUUCAGGAGAUUAACUGCCUACUUUCCUCGAAAUCUCCAUUAAUACCUUGUGUCUUUUAUAAUGCAGAUUUUUUAUUCCUUCUUAAUGAUCACUUUUUCAUUAUCCUUAAUGUGCAUGCCUUUCGUUCUAUUACCUCUGUUUUGAAAAAGAAUAAGGAUGUACAAAUAAAAAAAUCUUGUAAUUGAGUGAUCUAUGUUAAACAAGUUACUUCAGAUAAAAAUAGUUUUUGAAGUAUCACUGCUCUCAUUGUCUUUCAUUUUGCAGUAGAUAAUUUUGUCAAUAAGCGGAAAUUUCGACACAGCCACGCGUAUACACAUGAUUUUCUUUUUCUUUUUCCUCUGGAAGAAAUAUACCUUAUCCUUCCUGGUUGAGAAAAACUUAUAUUUCUGUAAAGAUUUGUAUCUCGAAAUAUAUUUUAGUAGAUAA